Messenger RNA from Drosophila arizonae, 577 nucleotides. RefSeq lists its product as uncharacterized. Lineage: Eukaryota; Metazoa; Arthropoda; Insecta; Diptera; Drosophilidae. The record is from RefSeq and is a predicted model, not a curated record.
AACGAUAAAACAGAUAUGGAUAAAACAGUAAGCACUACGAUAUUAGCAAUAGGAGACGAGACGGAAGACUCCAAUCAGGAAAAGCCUGAAAGGACAUUAAAAGAUUUGGAAGUCGAGUUCAAAAACUAUUUUAGUGUACUCCUAAUGGGAAAUCAUAAGCCCAAAGACGAAGCCGAUGGCACGUAUCCAUUGGAAUGGUUUGGCAUGGAAUCCUUCAGAAGAGAAAAUGAGCCUGUUCGCUUUAAAUUUUACUGCGUGGGCGCACAGAAAACAAAGCCCGUGAAUGCAAAUCCGUUUCACUUCUUCCAAACGAUCAAUGCACAGGCCUUGAUGCGUGAGGUGAGAAAUACUCUUAAGGAAGAACGUUGGAUAUCAAGGUAUGAGAUGAUUGGACCUAUUAAGGGCAAACUUAACUCAACUCGCCAUGACGAGGAAAUGUAUGUUCGACGCGCAGUCUAUGAUGCACUGAUUGCUGAAAUGCAUCGAGAAUCGGGUGUAUUGCUUCCCUAUUUACUCCAUCUACACAGGCAAUAUGCAAAAUAUAAUCCAAGACGUUAAGCCAUUGUUGCCUUUGACU